AUGAAACUCAAAAAUGGGUUAUUAUUGUUCUUUAUGUUUGUGGAUUGUAUUUUUCUCAAAGUGGAAUCCAAGUGUGUGAAAGGGUGUGAUGUAGCUUUAGCUUUCCUCUAUGUCAUGCCUUUAGUUGAACUCUCAAAUAUAACAACCUUUAUGCAAUCAAAGAUUGUUACUGAUUCUCCCGAGGCUAUAAUCAGAUACAAUAGAGAUAUAGUAUUAAGUAAUGAUAAUCUUUUUUCCUAUUCUAGAAUCAACAUUCCAUUCCCAUGUGAAUGUAUGGGAGGUCAGAUUUCAAAAGACUAUGGGUUGUUUGUUACCUAUCCACUCAGGCCUAGGGAUUCUCUAGAGAAGAUUGCAAGCCAUUCUAAACUUGAUGAAGGUGUGAUACAGAGUUACAAUUUGGGGGUCAAUUUCAGCAAAGGCAGCGGGAUAGUGUUCUUUCCAGGAAGAGAUAAUGGAGAAUAUCUUCCUUUAUAUCCUAGAACAGGUUUGGCCUCCUAA
Messenger RNA from Vicia faba (fava bean), 498 nucleotides. NCBI's taxonomy places the organism in Eukaryota, Viridiplantae, Streptophyta, Magnoliopsida, Fabales, Fabaceae. The record is from the annotation of a GenBank genome assembly.